Messenger RNA from Marmota flaviventris (yellow-bellied marmot), 1826 nucleotides. RefSeq names its product receptor transporter protein 3 (gene Rtp3). Gene Ontology annotation, cellular component: cytoplasm. Lineage: Eukaryota; Metazoa; Chordata; Mammalia; Rodentia; Sciuridae. The record is from RefSeq and is a predicted model, not a curated record. Gene Ontology annotation, biological process: detection of chemical stimulus involved in sensory perception of bitter taste; protein targeting to membrane; protein insertion into membrane. Gene Ontology annotation, molecular function: olfactory receptor binding.
CGUCGGUUGUCCUCGGCUGUAUCUUCUGUUGGAGCUGGCUUCUUGAUUUGGGAGUGAUGAAUCCAAUGUUGUUUUCCAGUGACUUUUACAGCAGUAGAAGUGGUCAGGAUGGCUGGAAAGGGUCUGUGCCCGCAAGGUUCCAAGGUGAAUAGAUAAUGGCUCAGCUGGAAUAGAUAAAGCCAUGAAUUCUGUGUCCUGAAAUGCCCUGUGGAACCUGCUGCCAAUCUCUGAACUUGGAAACUGACUCAACUGACCUUUGCCCCUGGGGCAGAGAUCUGUCCCAUGGUCCCAAUCUAGGUCUUCACAGGGAGAGACAUUCGGAGCCCUCAUUCUCUGAAGUGGACAACCUCGCCUCCUGCCACACACCUGGUCAGGACUCCGGAGACCCCAACCCACUCAGGCACACCAUGGGGGACAAGAAGGGUCAGGACAUAGAAGCAUGGAGGCAAGUAUUCCAGACGUUAAUUCAGGAGGUGAAACCAUGGCACAAAUGGACCCUCACAGCAGACAAGGGCCUUCUUCCCAACGUCCUGCAGCCGGGCUGGAUGCAAUACCAGCUGUGGACUUUCGCCAGGUUCCAGUGUUCUUCCUGCUCUCGCAGUUGGGCCUCUGCCCAUGUCCAGGUCCUUUUCCACAUGCACUGGAGUGAGAAGAAGCACAGGGGCCAGGUGAAGAUGAGGGUCUUUGCCCAGAGAUGUAAGAAGUGUCCCCAGCCUCCAUUUGAGGUCCCUGAGUUCACACAGGAGAACAUCUCAAGGGUCCUGAAUAACCUGGUGAUCCGAAUUCUGAAGAAAUGCUACAGAGAAGGAUUUAAGAUUGUAGAGGAGAUUCCUGCGAUCAAGGAUAUCUGUCUUCAAGGGCCACAUGACAGUAAAAACUGUGAGGCAUGUCUGCAGGGAUCCUGUGCUCAGAGUGGGUUGGGCCUGGCCAAGGAGUCACCAGUGCCCACACCCUCCAAGGAUGCUGGGGAACCCAGGCUAACUGCUACUGGUACCAAUCUCCCCUGCUUACAAUCAGCCUCUAGAGUGGACAAGAUCCUUACACCAGCAGUGAGCCUCAAAGUCUCUAACCCUCCCAAGGCUGACCCCAAGGUCAUACACAGCUCAGAACCACCAACUGCUCCAAGAAUUGUAAUCCCACAGGUGCCACCCAUGUCAACAGUGAGCCCCCAAAUCUCUAACCCUCCCAAGGCUGACCCCAAGGUCAGACACAGCUCAGAACCACCAACUGCUCCAAGAUUUCUAACCCCACAGGUGUCACCCAGGUCCACAGUGAAUCCCAAAGUCCCUGACUCUCCCAAGGCUGACCCCAAUGUCAGACACAGCUCAAAACCACCAACUGCUCCAAGAUUUCCAACCCAGCAGGUGCCACCAAGAAGCUCACUUCCCCCUAUGCGGGCCACUCGAAUGCCUUCUCCCACAAACAAUACAGCAACAGAUGCAGCAGCCAGGGUCACCAGACCAAAGACAGGAAAUCCAUUACCCUCCUCCUCCUUGCUUGCUAUGCCCACAAGCACUACAAACCUCCCCACUUCUUGGAGCCCAGAAGCAAACACCACUUGCCAGAUGGAGAGUAGAAUCCAGAUCUACCCUGAAAGUGGGCAUUUCUAUUCCAGCAGGGGGCAUUUCUAUUCCAGCCCAUUCCAGAAUUGCGUACCAGGGCGCUUAAGCACUUCUUGCUGUUGUCUCCUUCUAAUCAUUGUUGUCGUUGUCACAAUGAUUAUGGUAAAAAAUACUUUCUGAGCAGGAUGUAUUAAUUGCCUAUUGCUGUUCUAACAAAUAACAACAAAUUUGUUGGCUUAAAAUAAAAAGGUCUUAUAUUACAAU